This is a messenger RNA of Halichondria panicea, 1636 nucleotides long. RefSeq lists its product as uncharacterized. The record is from RefSeq and is a predicted model, not a curated record. Bases 510 to 1532 code for a protein of 340 amino acids. The transcript is spliced from 6 exons. NCBI's taxonomy places the organism in Eukaryota, Metazoa, Porifera, Demospongiae, Suberitida, Halichondriidae.
UUUUUCAAGUAGGUGUUAUUGAUUUUAUUGAGUAUUUUGACUGUUGUUCUCUUCCAGGCACUGAGCUGUCCACUGCUCCCAGUGACUUGAAGCUACUGUCUCAAGAUAGUGGGUUUACCCUCUCUAGCUCUCUUGAAUGGUCCUUGUUCAGGCCAAAUGGACAGUGUGCAGAUGAGGCUGAUGUCCUCAAUGUCAGGAGUGUUUUUGCUGUUCCUUCCUAUGAAGUAGUCGACUCAUCUCUCGUUGAACGUGUCUCUGAGAGGACUGCGCAGCUCUCACCUGUGUACAACAACCUAAACCUACUGUCUCCAGACAAAGUAUUCACCCUAUCUUUGGAAUGGUCCUUGUUCCAACCAAACAGCAGAUGUUUUGUGGAAAAUACUGAUGAGCAGUUGAUUGAAAGUGUCAGAGAAUCUACUCACCUCUUCAUCAACUCAUUCCUUGAUCUCAAUGCAACCAUCCUCCACCCUCUACCAAUUGCUUCCCACUCUGUUACUGGGCCUUUUGUGAUGACCACCCCCCUACCUCUACUACCUCAGCCCAUCUGUUAUGGAUUUGAGCAAAUUCUGGAAAUGGAACCCGAAUAUCCCAUUGAAAUCGAUGCAAUCACCCUCCACUCUGUUACUAGGCCCUUUGUGAUGACAACCCGUCUACCCCUACUACCUCAGCCCAUCGAUUAUGGAUUUAAUCAUACCACAGAAGUCAACUCUGGUUGCCUGGCCUACCUUAAGCAGCUCAAGCUGUACAUCCGUGAACUGAUACUCAACUCUCUCCCACUUUAUUGGGCCAAAUGGACAACACAUAAUCGACUCACUCUCGGGUUGAUCUGUGUGAGUGUGAUGUAUGGGUCUCUACUCUGUCCCAUUCUCCACUACCUCUGGACCCAAAACAACAUCAACAAGAGACUGUCUGAGGAUCUCAAGGUUGUAUGUGGACUCAAACUGUCCGUGGACUUACAACUCUUUAAAAUAACUAUGGAAAGAAAUGCACUGAAUGGGACGAAAGCUGUGCAGCUUAAAGAUCUGCUGGACUUGAAGACACAGUUGAGGCAAUGUCAGCUGCAGGAGGUAGAGGCACAGGAGAGGCUGGUCUUGACCAAGGAGGAACUAAAAAAGGAAAAAUGGGAUGGAGGAAAUUCCAGAAGACGAAUCUACUCUGAACACGCAACGGUUUUGGCAGAAGUAAAUAAAAAGCUAGAGAAGACCCAAAGAAGUCUGUCUUGGUUCCAAAUACUCGAGUGUAAAGCACAAAUGGAAUUGAAAUCACUACAGGAGAAACUGGAUGAAGAGAGACAGCAACGAAACAACAAAGAAAUGACGACUACAGAACUAUUUAUAGAACUCCAGCAAGAUCUACAGAAGACUAAAUAUGCACUGAAAGGAAAUCUUGAGGUUACUCAACAAAAACUGAGACUGGCUACUGACAAGGCAAUUCAACUCAAGAUAAGAUUAUCAGAGUCAGUGAUGAAUGAUUCAGGCAUGGAUGCCAACGACAGUGGAAUCUUUGAAUCUCUAUCAGCCAACAAGCUAUAAGGAAUUUCUGCAUGACCGCAAGUGAAUGGACUGAACUGAUAGCUACUUUUCGAUAACUUCAUUGAUUUUUGUGUGUGUAGUAAUAAUUAUUAUCGAAAGGCAUG